Suillus subalutaceus is the source of this 768-nucleotide messenger RNA. RefSeq names its product P-loop containing nucleoside triphosphate hydrolase protein. Gene Ontology annotation, molecular function: GTP binding. Gene Ontology annotation, biological process: tRNA wobble uridine modification; tRNA methylation. The transcript has a single exon. The record is from RefSeq and is a predicted model, not a curated record. Gene Ontology annotation, cellular component: cytoplasm. The annotation marks the transcript as partial. Lineage: Eukaryota; Fungi; Basidiomycota; Agaricomycetes; Boletales; Suillaceae.
CGAAAUAUCGUGCUCUUUGGGGAUACGGGGGCAGGAAAAAGCUCACUCAUCAACCUCAUAGCGGGAAAGGAGGUGGCGCGUACAUCUCCUGACAUGCAACGCUGUACAAUGCACUGGCAAGAGUAUAACAUCGGCUUCGGCGAUACAUCUUACAAAGUCUUUGAUACCGUUGGACUCGAGGCACUGCAACUGGGAAUCAAAGAAUACCUCGAGUUUGUCGAGAAUGCCUAUCGGCUCAUCAAACAAUUGGAUAAACAAGGCGGCGUUGAUCUGCUUUUAUUCUGCGUUCGAGCCGGCAGAGUUACCGCUACGCUACAGAGCAAUUACAGGCUCUUUCACGAAUUCCUCUGCGAGAAGAAGAUUCCCAUUGUCCUUGCGAUCACGAAUCUUGAAAGAGAGAAGAGGAUGGAGGAUUGGUGGGAGAGGAACAAGGGCACCUUCGACAACUAUCAGAUAAAGGUCGCUGGUCAUGCGUGCAUCACCGCCGCUAAUAGAUUGGACGGCAGACACAAAGACCUCUAUGAAGAAUCGCGCAUCACGAUCCGUAACCUGGUUGAAAAAUUUACUGCAAACGAGCAGAAGCAAGCUUGGUUAGGAGGGGAUAAUCUGUUCGUGUCGUUGACACGUAAGCUGAAGGAGUUACUUCAGGGGAAUUCGCGUCUGAGAAGGAAGGAUCUUGUCACUCAUCUCACUAAGCGUUGCGGAAUUUCUCGAGAAGUCGCAAAACGGUUGGCUGAUAUGAUCAGGCACGACGCAGAAGCUACUUGA